AUGAGCUCGAGCUGGUGGUGGGCACGUGCGACCGGCGGCGCGGUCACCAAGCGCCAGGACGAGAACGCCGCCGCGGUCGAUCCCUCCUUCAAGAGCGUCGCCCUCGUCAUCGGAUCCACCGGCAUCGUCGGCACCUCCCUCGUCGAUAUCCUCCCGCGCCACGACACCCCUGGCGGGCCCUGGAAAGUGUACGCGGUCUCCCGCCGCCCGCUCCCGCGCUGGUCUCGGCCGCCCUCCCCGGCCGUCACGUACCUGCACCUCGACCUCGCGGACUCCGCCGCCGUCGCCGAGGCACUAGCGCCCCUCACGGACGUUACCCACAUCUUCUACGCUGCGUGGUCCAACCACCCCACGGAGGCCGAGAACCGCGAGGCCAACUCGGCCAUGCUCCGGAGCGUCCUCUCCGUCGUCGUCGCCAGCUGCCCGGCGCUGGUCCACGUCUGCCUGCAGACCGGCCGCAAGCACUACGUCGGUCCGUUCGACGCCAUCGGCAAGAUCCCCGCCAACGACCCGCCCUACACCGAGGACAUGCCCCGGUUGGAUCAUCCCAACUUCUACUACGACCAAGAGGACGUGCUCUUCGACGAGGUCUCCCGCGGCCACGGCGCCGUCAGCUGGUCCGUCCACCGCCCCACAACCAUCUUCGGAUUAACUGCUCGCGGUGCCAUGAAUCUAGUCGGCAGCCUAUGCGUCUACGCCGCCAUCUGCCGAAAGGAGGGUGCCACGCUGCGGUGGCCUGGGUCCAGGGUCGCUUGGGAGAGUUUCAGUGAUUCCUCGGAUGCAGACCUCAUCGCCGAGCACGAAAUCUGGGCCGCGCUCGACCCUCUCGCCAAGAAUGAAGCGUUCAAUUCCAGCAACGGGGAUGUGUUCAAAUGGAAGCGGCUCUGGCCGAUCCUGGCCGACCGUUUCGGGGUGGCAUGGGCUGGGUAUGAAGGAGAGGCGAGCAGGUUCAGGCUUGCUGAGGUCAUGGCAGACAAGGAGGCGGUGUGGGAGGAGAUCAUCAAGGAGAACGAGCUCAUUGUGACGAAGCUUGAGGAGGUGGCUAAUUGGUGGUUCGUGGACGCCAUGUUGGGUAUCGAGUUCGAGCAUUUGGAUAGCAUGAACAAGAGCAAGGAGCAUGGAUUCCUUGGCUUCAGGAACACAGUCAACUCCUUCAAAACAUGGAUCGACAAGAUGAAGGUUUCCAAGAUUGUUCCCUGA
This is a messenger RNA of Lolium rigidum, 1200 nucleotides long. RefSeq names its product (S)-8-oxocitronellyl enol synthase ISY1-like. The transcript has a single exon. The coding region runs from base 1 to 1200 and encodes 399 amino acids. NCBI's taxonomy places the organism in Eukaryota, Viridiplantae, Streptophyta, Magnoliopsida, Poales, Poaceae. The record is from RefSeq and is a predicted model, not a curated record.